This is a messenger RNA of Ilex paraguariensis (yerba mate), 462 nucleotides long. The record is from the annotation of a GenBank genome assembly. NCBI's taxonomy places the organism in Eukaryota, Viridiplantae, Streptophyta, Magnoliopsida, Aquifoliales, Aquifoliaceae.
GUAACAACUAAAUCAUCGGAUGAUGUGAAACAUGAGCAGAUUAAGAUUUUUAUAAGUCCAAGGCCUGGUAAAGAAUCCUUAAAUGAAACCACUGAGAUUAAAUGUUGUCUUGUGAGAAACAUGGAAGAGAGGAAGAAAGAGUAUGACAGGGCACGAGCUCGAAUUUUUAGUAGUCUGAGUAGUAGUAGUCUUGAUUCGGUACAUACAAUGUCUCGGGCCCCUUUAGAGGGGAAGAAUAUGUGUUUCAGUGGAGAUGAUAGUGAAGCUUUAGGUGAAAACCUUAGCAGCAGGGAUAGUGGUACUCCUUCUCGAGUAACUAUUUUCAGAGACAGUCAAAAGGAUCGCAUUGACCUAGAUUAUGANCUGUUGAUCCCACACUCUGCAAUGUUUGUGAUGAUACCCGACCAUUCGACAGUAUCACGAUCGUGCUUGGCGGAGAUUUCUGUCAAAUACUACCAGUGA